CAGGUUACAAGAUACAUAAUCAUUCCAGUUUGGCAACUUCACCUGUAGGAUUGUUUUAAUGACCAGCCCUACAGUCCUCAAAUCACUCCUGGAAUACAGCAACAGAGUGGCUGCUUGCUGGGAGACAGGAUGCUGCUGGCCAUGAGGGACUGAGGCUGGCCCCACACUUAGGUUUCCAGCCUGUGCUGCCCUGCUGGCUAGCAGGGCCCAUCCCAGGAGGCCUCCUCCGGCCUUCGGUUGAAGAUCUCAGCUCCAGGCUGUGGGAAAACUGGACCGCCACAGAACCAGCAUGGAUCCCAACAGUGACCAUCCCCUGAACAGCCUCGAUGCCACCCCUGUACGCAAGCCCCGGACUCGAAAGGAGACCUUCAGAAAGGUGGGGAUCCCCAUCAUCGUGGCGCUUCUGAGCCUGAUGAUCAUCGUCGUCGUGGCCAUCCUCAUCAAGGUGAUUCUGGACAAAUACUACUUCAUCUGCCAGAACCCUCUGCACUUCAUCCCAAAGGGACAGAUGUGUGACGGCCACCGUGAUUGUGCCGCAGGGGAGGAUGAGGAGCCCUGUGUCAAGAGCUUCCCCGAGCAGCCUGCUGUGACAGUCCGCCUCUCCAAGGACCGAUCCACCCUGCAGGUGCUGAACCCAGGCACGGGGAACUGGGCCUCUGCCUGUUAUGACAACUUCACAGAAGCUCUGGCCAAGACAGCCUGCGGGCAGAUGGGCUACAACAGCCAACCCACUUUCCAAGCUGUGAAGAUCAGCUGGGACCAGAAACUGGAUGUUGUUGAAGUCAUAGGAAACGGCCAAGAACUUCAGGUGCAAAACCCAAGUGGACCCUGUGACUCAGACUCCCUGGUCUCCCUGCAGUGCCUUGCCUGCGGGAGCAGUGCUAAGGCCUCUCGCGUGCUGGGCGGUGAGCAGGCGUCUGUGGAGUCUUGGCCCUGGCAAGUGAGCAUCCAGUACAACAAGCAGCACAUCUGUGGCGGGAGCAUCCUGGACCCCUACUGGAUCCUCACGGCAGCCCACUGCUUCAAGAAAUAUCUAGAUCUGUACAACUGGAGGGUGAGGGCUGGCUUCGACACACUGGGCAACUUCCCAUCCCUGCCGGUGGCCAGUAUCUUCAUCACUGAGCAGAAUGACUCCUACUCCAAAGAGAAUGACAUUGCCCUCAUAAGGCUACAGCUCCCUCUUACAUUCUCAGGCACAGUCAGACCCAUCUGCCUGCCCUUCUUUGAUGAGGAGCUCGCUCCAGCCACCCGACUCUGGAUUGUUGGAUGGGGCUUUACAGAGCAGAACGGAGGGGAGAUGUCUGACACCCUGAUGCAGGCUUCUGUCCAGGUCAUUGACAGCACCCGGUGCAACGCAGAGGAUGCGUACCAGGGAGAAGUCACCGAGAAGAUGCUGUGCGCAGGCGUCCCGGGUGGUGGUGUGGACACCUGCCAGGGUGACAGCGGUGGGCCCCUGAUGUACCACUCUGAGAAGUGGCAGGUGGUAGGCAUUGUGAGCUGGGGCUAUGGCUGUGGGGGCCCAAGCACCCCAGGAGUAUACACCAAGGUUACAUCUUAUCUCAACUGGAUCUACAGUGUGCGGAAGUCCCUGUGAGGUGCUGAGCUGCUUUCCCCUCCCUCCCCACUUGGAGAUCUCCCAGAAAUCAAACUCAGAGCAAGAACUUGGGCACAGCUCUCUGCCUGCAGUCUUGGGAUUUCUUGGAUCAACAAAGGGCCUCCGUUCCUGAAAGAGACCUCAUGCUCCAAAGGGACCAGAAGAAAGUCAGCUGCCUUAGCUCAGCCAUCCCCAGGAAUCACAUGGUGCACUGAACAGGACCAGGCGACAGAGGCAUUGCUGAACAGAGAAGCAACCUCCCUCUACCAAGCGGAGAUCUUCCAUGGGAAUUCAGAGAACUGAAGGCUGCGUGGAGGGGGAAAGGGAAGGGUCUGAGCAGCCCUCCCCUCCGCCAUCCCCAAGCCCACUGAAACGAGGAACCAGAUGUAACGUAAAAUAUAUCGUCCUACUGUGGAAAUGACUACUGACACAUAUCACUGUCAUUAUUGAUACUUGUAUGGCUGCUAUCAUUAAACAGGUGUGUGAAAUCUCUGCCAUUAUCUGAAAUGUUUGGGGGCUGACUGGAUAAGAACCAACCUUUAUUCUUUGACCUGGAGAUGAAGAGUCUUGAGGAAGCAUUCCUCAAAGUAAAAGCAGAGGAAAAAUGAGACACAGUGAGGGCAACAUUGUGUUGCAAACAGGGGAGGCCAGAGUGGACAAAUCUCAUCCCUACGCACGCCUUCUCUCUUUGUUGCCAAUCUGUCGAGGGUUCUUUUGCUCAGUUUGGAUGGAAACUACAAACUGGCAAAAACGCUGCUGAGUUAGCAGCUCCUGGCGUUAAGUGCCAGCAACCCUUGACCUUCAGUGUUACGGCUCUGCUGCUCUCUGGCACUCCUAUCCACUCCUCAGCAGCCCAAGCUAACCCUUGGCCGCUGUCCGGAGCUCUCCCAGCAGCUUCUGCUGUGGCUCUGGUGCUUCCUGGUGAUCUCCGCAGAUCUCUGCCAAACAGUGGCAGUGGCUGCCAGUGGCCACUCCCAGUUGACACCAGUCAUCUGCUGCCUUACACAGCCACCAGCGGACACCAGUUGAUGCCAGUUAUUGCCAGAAGUCACUGCUGGUCUCUGCCAUGGAUCUCCACUGAACUUUGUCUUUUGCUCCUGGUCUCUGCCACUGGUCUUAGAACUCUUCAGAAUGUGUACAGCUCUUUUAAAUAUGACCUGCUCUGUCUAUACUACACAGGAUAAGAAUCCUCAGGGCCGUCACAGAUAUAAAGCCUUAUUUGGACCUACAGCACAAGAAUUCAGCACAUUGGAGGGAGCCCUCCUUGUCAAACCCAAAGAGUAUGAGGGGGGCACUGCUUAUAUAGGAAUUGUUUUAAGUUUCAAAGAGUCAUCUGGGAUGGAUUCACAUUCAGGUCCAACCUUGAGGAUUGGUUAAAACUUCAAGCCUACUAGAGCAAUGUCAUCUGAGGUCAUAGGGCAGAGUCAGCAGGGUGGUCACAGGAUAAAAUCAUCCAGGACUAGAUCAUGCUUUAAGCCUACAGUGGCCAAUUAGACAUUUGCUGGAGUGACUUGUGUGUCUAGGACAGGGAAAUGAUUUAGGAACUUAAAGGUAACAUUCAGCAGGGUUACCCAAGUUUCUAGAAAGAGAUAUUGAACCUCUUGAGUCCUGACUUCUACCCAGAAAUCCCUCAGUGUGGUUCCUUUGAAUUUUCAAAAUAUUACUUGCCAAGAAAAAGGCAGUCUCCCAAGUUCUGGGAUAUUAUCAUGAUAAAUUCCUGCACUUAAAAUGGUUGGAUAAUUAAGCCACAUGGUCUUCUCUGGCAGCUAAAUGGAGACUUCGAUUUUAUGAAGACCCUCUUAGUAUAGCUGAGUCACAUCCUGCGUAAAAAAUACACCUCUAAUUCCAUCUACUUUAGAGACUAAGGCAAGAAGAUCACCAGUUUGAGGUCAAUCUGGGAAACUUAGCUAGACUGUUUCUAAAAAUUUAAAGGACUAGGAAUUUAGCUCAUGGCUCCCUGAUUCAAUACACAGUACUAAAGAAAAAUAAAGAGCCUAUAUAAAAGAUACCUGUCAAGGUCUUAAGUAACAGAAAUCCACAAAGGUCCAAAAAUAAAUAAAUAAACAAACAAAAUUAACAAACCAUCAGUGUCAUGGUUUAUGUUUGUGCCCCCCCAGGCCUCGUGCAUUUGCAUUGUGCAUUUGUGAUGGUUCACUGUCUAGUGCUUGGAUUGAUGGUGUCAGCGCUCCACCCACAAAGGGGUGGCGCCAGGAUGUGAUGUAAUGGCAGGAAGAAGGUGUGUCUUGCUCUUUUGCCGGUUUCUGCCUUGCUGUUUGCAGCCACCAUGAACUGCGGCCUCACCAUGCCACCCAGCCUUGGAGCCAACUGAGUAUGAAAUGAAACCUCUGAAAACUGUAAGAAAUAAACCUUGUCUUUCCCAA
Molecule: messenger RNA, 3975 nt
Organism: Cavia porcellus (domestic guinea pig)
Lineage: Eukaryota; Metazoa; Chordata; Mammalia; Rodentia; Caviidae
Gene: Tmprss4
Product: transmembrane serine protease 4
Exons: 13
Coding region: 290-1594 (434 amino acids)
Biological process (GO): acrosome reaction; proteolysis
Cellular component (GO): membrane
Molecular function (GO): protein binding; serine-type endopeptidase activity
Source: RefSeq, a predicted model, not a curated record